Oikopleura dioica is the source of this 618-nucleotide messenger RNA. Lineage: Eukaryota; Metazoa; Chordata; Appendicularia; Copelata; Oikopleuridae. The record is from the annotation of a GenBank genome assembly.
AUGUCACAGCCAGUCUUUUUGAAAUUCGACGAUGUCAAAGGACAUCAAGAUUUCCAGAUGAAAAUCAACCGAUUCGGCACUGCCGACUACGACUUCGAGUUCUCCUGCGGCUGCGGCUUCCUCGUGCCCACUAUCGACCACCUUUACUUCGCUGACCUGUCCGGUUGGAUGCUCAAAUUCUACGAAGGAGUAGAUGUGGAAAAAGAACAGUCUAACUGGAACGAUCCGCACUUCAAACGAACUUCUCACGUCUUCUGCGACAAAGAUGGCGAACAAGACUUCCGCAUCCUCGAUCUCAUCAAGAAACGAAGACAGCGCCUCGCGACCGACAACAAAUAUCCCGAUGUCCUGAAAGACAAGGAAAUUUCGAUGCACCACGAUCGUCUCCUUCAAAUCUGCUACAAGACUCUCCUCACUCACGAGAAAGAACCCCGCUUUCCAGAAUCCAAGAAGUCCCAAAGGUCGAAACAGAAGACGACCAAUACACUCAUCGAGAAGCCCCUGAUGAACGAUGAUGAGCUUGUCAAACUAUUCAACGAUCCUGCGACCGAACAGAAGAAAAACAAGAAGACCAAGAAGAACAAUCAACGAAAGCCGAAGAAGCCAACGAAGAAGUAA